GCUAACUUGGCCUUGAAAGGGGCAAAUGAAAAGCCAUCCUGGACCAUUUAAUGUUUCUUCCUUUCCCCCCCUCACACCUAGACACAACAACAAUCCAAUUUGUCAGAGUUGUAAGGAAGAGGAGCCUGGUACCAUCAAUGAAGAAGGUUUAUUAUCAGUUGAAAAGGCUUUUAGUGAUGCUGCCAUUAACAAGGAGAUUUCAGAACUCCCCGUGCAUUGUGGGAUCCCUGGAUGCAACUGGACAGGUGUUAUGAAGAGUUUGGAAGAUCAUCAGAGCACAUGUGAAUACGCCCCGAUCCCCUGCCACGUUGGGUGCGGCGAGGUGGUGAUGAGAAAAAAGCUUGCAGAACACCUGCAGAAUGACUGCCCAAAUGCCAUCCCGUCCUCCGACUGUAACCAGAAGGUCUCUGGUAGCAAGCACCAAAAUCGUUCCAUGGUUUCCGUCAGCGAGAAAAGUUGUCGCUUUUCCAGGAUCGGGUGUCCGUUCAAGGGCGAUACAGAAGACAGAAACAGUCAUGAGAAAAAUGCAGCAGCGCUACACUUAGCGCUCUUGCUUCAACACAUAAAGCAACUGAGGGAAAGCUUGUGCCCUGCAGACGGCAGAGGUAACGCACACUUAACCGACUCCAACGUUUUGACGGGGAUCUUCAGCGUGCAGCUUCAGGGGGCCUUGGAAGUGGACCGGUACUCCAGGCUGCCUUUAUACGAGGAAGGAACGAGCUGGCGAACCCACUCACAGGGAGAGAAUGGCGUCUCCUUGCUGGAGAGGAAGCUGCGGGUGUGCCAAGACAUUGCAUCUGUGUUGAGCAAGGAGAUGGCUACUUCCCGCCAGACCAUCAUGGCCUUCCGGGGCCUGAACCUGGAUAUGAUUCAUGGCCUGGAACUGAAGGCUGCAGAUCUCCAGCAAUGCCUUGCGCAGAAGGAGGCGGCCCUUGGCCGGCUCGAGGAGAGACUCCGCUUGUGUGAGCAGGCUUCCUACGACGGCAUCUUUCAGUGGAAGAUCACAGACGUGCACCGGAAGUGGUAUGAAGCCGUGUGUGGGAAGACGUGCAGCUUCCAGUCUCCUGCCUUCUACACUUCGCGAUACGGUUACAAACUCUGCAUGAGGAUUUACCUGAACGGUGAAGGGAGGGAAAAGGGGACGCACGUCUCGCUCUUCAUUGUGCUCCUCAGAGGUGACUAUGAUGCUCUGCUCCAGUGGCCUUUCACGCACAAGAUCACCUUUAUGUUGCUCAGUCAAAACGACGGAGACCAUCUUCUAAAUGCGAUCCAACCAGAUCCAGCAUCCACUUCGUUUCAGAGGCCUGUGACUGACAUGAACGAUGCCAGUGGCUGUCCCCGGUUCAUUUCUUUGGCCAAAUUACGGUCACCCAAAUAUGCCUAUAUAAGAGACGGUUCCCUUUUCCUCAAGUGUGUCGCAGAAGACAGGUCAUGAACCCUCUUAUCGGAGCUGCGGGGAAAUUGAGGGCUGCAUUGGACAAUCUUAUGUGCAGGAGGGCUGAUUUGCCCCUGCGGCAGGGCGCAUUUGCGCAUUGCAGUUCUUGGUCGUGAUAACAGGGCACAGCUACAGUGGGAAGCAAUCAUCUUCGGGCUGAAAAUUACAGAUGAGGGUGCCCCCAAAUUUCUGUCUCCAACCUCCCAUUUCUGUGUUG
Elgaria multicarinata webbii is the source of this 1652-nucleotide messenger RNA. RefSeq names its product TNF receptor associated factor 1 (gene TRAF1). Gene Ontology annotation, cellular component: cytoplasmic side of plasma membrane. Bases 26 to 1435 code for a protein of 469 amino acids. NCBI's taxonomy places the organism in Eukaryota, Metazoa, Chordata, Lepidosauria, Squamata, Anguidae. Gene Ontology annotation, molecular function: tumor necrosis factor receptor binding; zinc ion binding. Gene Ontology annotation, biological process: tumor necrosis factor-mediated signaling pathway; protein K63-linked ubiquitination; regulation of apoptotic process. The transcript has 8 exons. The record is from RefSeq and is a predicted model, not a curated record.